Messenger RNA from Perca fluviatilis (European perch), 647 nucleotides. Its product is annotated as galactose-specific lectin nattectin-like. Bases 37 to 513 code for a protein of 158 amino acids. The transcript has 6 exons. Gene Ontology annotation, molecular function: signaling receptor activity. NCBI's taxonomy places the organism in Eukaryota, Metazoa, Chordata, Actinopteri, Perciformes, Percidae. The record is from RefSeq and is a predicted model, not a curated record.
UGCAGUACGUUGACUUUGUUUAACGUCUUUCCACAGAUGGCAUCAGGCUUUCCGUUUGCUUUGUUGCUCUGUUUGUCCAUCGGACUGUUGGCUCCAUCUUGUUAUGGACAAACCUCCUGCCCAGGUUCCUGCCCUCCUGGUUGGACUCAGUUCGGCUCUCGCUGUUUCAGCUUCAACAUCCAGAUAAAGAGUUGGACAGAUGCAGAGAACUUCUGCCAGUCUGAUGGUGGGAAUCUGGCUUCAGUCCACUCAGAAGAGGAAUAUAAAUUCCUCAAAACCUACAUUAACCAAGUGACCGGUGACAUCGAACGGACCUGGAUCGGAGGCUUUGACUCAGUGCAGCCGGGCGUGUGGAUGUGGUCUGAUGGAUCCCCAUUCGACUACACAAGCUGGGGUCCCGGGAAGCCUGACAACGCCGGCGGAGUUGAGCACUGUCUUGAGAACUAUCAGGACACAUGGAAUGACAAUUCGUGUCCCAAAACACAACCUUUCCUGUGCUCCAAGGACCUGUGAGGCCUCCCGCCAUCAUGAUCUCACUACAGCUCAUCUAUAAUCUCUAUCAUUGAUUCACUUUCAGUUUGUUCUGCAGACAGAAACAGCUCUCUGCUGACAGACUCACUUUCACUUGUUUAUUAUCUGAAGAGUUA